GUGGGACGUGGCCAUCGCUCGGUCUCCGGACUCCAUCCCGGAAAAGGCUGCCUUUUGCUCCUUAUAAGGCGCUGGCGGUGAGAGUGAGGUAACCAGCGGCUGCUGUGUAACAAAUCCCUCAGCAACUCUUCACAAGAGCUCCAGCUAGAAGCUUAACAUGGGCAAAUCAGCUUCCAAGGAGUUUUCCCGUGAAGUUUUAAAAACUCACAACGAUUAUAGGAAGAAACAUGGUGUUCCGGGAUUGCAACUUUGCAGCAAACUCUGUAAAGAUGCCAAACAAUACGCGGAGGUUCUGGCCAGCACUCGGGUCCUCAAACACAGCCCUGAAUCCAGCCGCGAACAGUGUGGAGAGAACCUCGCCUGGGCAUCGUAUGACCAACCCGGUAAGGAGGUGUCUGAAAGAUGGUACAGUGAGAUAAAGAAUUACAAUUUUAAUUGUCCUGGAUUUUCCUCGGGUACAGGUCACUUUACAGCAAUGAUCUGGAAAGGCAGCAGGAAGUUGGGAGUUGGGAAGGCCUCAGCCUCCGAUGGCUCAUCGUUUGUAGUUGCUCGAUAUUUCCCAGCUGGCAACAUCACAAACCGGGGCUAUUUUGAGGAAAAUGUUCUGCCUCUGAAGAAGUAAAUUUCUAGAAUUUGAAAAGGACUGUGGAUUCCAUCAGUAGUAAAGAAAGAAGGAUAUGAACUCUUGGAUAUUCACCUUUAUCAUUUAUCACCCAAUGAUUUGAUCCUGCAACAUCUUCAUCGUACAUUUCCUCAUAUAAUGCUUAAAAGGUCUUAUUUCUGAUAAACCUGUUGUGCCUUAUUUACAAAUUACAAAACAAGCCAACCAUUUGAAACCAGACAGAAUGAAAAGCCAGCCUGCUGUAUGUCACUCUCUGCUGCUCCACAACCCCCAACUACCGGGGCUUUGUGUAAAAAUAACUUACUGCAGUGGAUGGCAAUUUAGGGCCUGGAUGAAACAUGAUUUUCACUGAGCACAUUAUCCUUCUGCAAUCUCACCAAGAUCUCAGGCUGUCCAAGAGCAUGCAGGUUACUCUUAGUAAUUCAGCAAGUCAUUUAUUCUUCCCUUCUUAGUCAUUAGAUGGGCAUUUCACUUGAAUGGCUUUGACACACAUAUUCACUGUAGCCCCACCUAUUAUUGGGGAUAAAGGGAAAGCUAUCACAGCUUAGACAAACCUUGAUCUCAGCUACAUCAGCACAUCUUCACCUCCAGCUGGGAGCAGGCAUGGUGAUGAGGAACGCUUUGACUCUUCUGAGGCAAAAUGUAGCAUCUUGGUGCAAUCUGUCCCUGUUCCGUCUGAGAUCAGAUUACUCCCCAGAGAGUCCCAAAGUGGGGAUUGCAGGCUGCAGGUUCUCGCUGCCCAACCUGUUAGUCCAAAGAGGAGCAAGCUUGUAUUUAAUUUUUGAAAAAAGAUUAGAUAUGAUGGUGUUGAUUCUAUGGUGUAAAUUGGCUGAACAGGAAUGGUAUUGAAACUAUCCACCAUUUCAAAAAAUGAAAUCAACACCGUUUCCAGUUUGAGUGAGAAUCCAGAUGGUUGUGUUACAGAGAUGUGUUGGCUCUUGAAGUAGCAAUGGCAGCAGAACCAGAAAAGUUUUAGAAGCUAACCACAUGCUUUAAGAUAAUCCAAAUGUGUUCUCAGACUUCGGGUAGAUAGAGUGACACCUUCUCCUUAGUUUGGUUUGAGAAAAGACACAUGCAAAUAUAUGUUCAUAUUUUUGUGUUUCCGACUGACCACUGAUAUUCUCCAGCAAAACAAACACAGGACUAAACUAAGCAGUGGAAUUAAUGUGAAUGGUGGCAAUCAUAAAAGUACUUCAUAUGUUUUCCAUUUCCUACUACAAACUACCUAAAGAGGGAUUCAGUUCCAUGGUAGUAGUACUCUGGGGCUUCAGUUAAUAAGUAACAAAGAUCACUCAACCAGGAAAAGGAAGUUAAAAUCACAGAAUCCCUACAGUGUCAUUUGGCCCAACAAUUCUGCACUGACCCCCUGAAGAGUAACCCACCCAGAGGCAUAUCCCUACUCUAUUACUCUGCAUUUACCCCUAACUAAUGCACCUAAUCUAUACAACCCCUGGGUAAUUUAACGUGGCCAAUUCACUUAAGUUGUAUUGGCGUAAAUGAGACUUGAAACUCUCCGUAUUUUGGUUGGUUGUACAAGAUUCAACAAUCAACUGCAUGAGGCACUGGGAAUUUGAUUUCUCCAGACCAAAGCCUGUAUAAAAUGUAAUGGUUUCCUAACCAUAGGAAAGACAGAAGUUGGGAAAGAAACCAAUCUACAAAGCUACUCUGACUUUAGGAUUAGGAUUAACCAUGUCACUGCAAACAAUCAGUGAAGGACACUGAUCAAGGAAUGAAAAUUCGUUGCACAUUUCUUUACAAAAUAUUCAAUUAAAACCAUUUGAUGAUGACUGAGAGGUUUAGUUUUCAUGAUCUCUUCAAGCUUCUUUUCCCAUUGGCUGCAAUUGCACCACCUCAAUCCCUUUAAGCAUUGGAUUUCCCAUUUAUGAUUAGAUUCUCUACAUUUUGGAAACAGGCCCUUCGGCCCAACAAGUCCACACCGACCCUCCGGAGAGUAAACCACCCAGAUCAACACCCUCUGACUAAUGCACCUAACACAUGGGCAAUUUACCAUAGUCAAUUCACCUAACCAGUACAUCUUUGGACUGUGGGAGGAAACCAGAGCACCUGGAGGAAACCCAUGCAGACAUAGGGAGAAUGUGCAAACUCUACACAGACAGUUACCCCAGGCUGGAAUCGAACCUGGGGUCCCUGGGGUUUGAGGCGGUAGUGCUAACCACAGAGCCACUGUGCUACCCAUGAUUUUAUACUAUAUUAGGAUGUUUUCUGUGUAAUAGGAUUGCAAAGGAAAAUGGUUCCACAUUUUCUUUGACACCAUAACUGUUAACUUCUGUCUAUGAAACUUGAAUGCUGUACACUUUCUUUUAUAAUGGAACAUAUUAACAUAUUAAAUGCGUAUAAUCGAGACUGAGACCAAAGAUUUUUGAGUUCUAAAAGAAUCAUGUAAUAUGUGAAUAGGGCAGAAAUGCUUUUAUUGUGUAGCAGAUCAGGGUUGGGGGGCUGAAUGGCCAACUCCUCUUACAUUCUUAUGAUUUGCUUGUAAGCUGAAUACUUGUUAGCAAUGCCUUUCUAUAUUUGAGCACUGUUACAUUUUCAAAAGAAAAAUCGAAAUAUUAUUCUGUAUUAAAAAUCUUAUGUCUGCAUAUAA
Messenger RNA from Hemiscyllium ocellatum (epaulette shark), 3227 nucleotides. RefSeq names its product GLI pathogenesis-related 2, like (gene glipr2l). The transcript has 5 exons. NCBI's taxonomy places the organism in Eukaryota, Metazoa, Chordata, Chondrichthyes, Orectolobiformes, Hemiscylliidae. The record is from RefSeq and is a predicted model, not a curated record. The coding region runs from base 158 to 622 and encodes 154 amino acids. Gene Ontology annotation, cellular component: extracellular region.